CGUUGACAAGAGUACCUGAACGCAGCACAGUUAUAGUUUUCUAACAAGUGGAAGCUGUAGGUUUAACCGCAGCAGCAACAAUCACAGGACAAUUCUGCCUUAUAUAAACAGUGACGCUUUUUUUUACCUGUGGAUUAUGUUAAACUAUCACAUUUACCGGUGCUGUUGUUGUUAGUAUGACGAAUAAAACAAAGCCAAAGUUUUGGAAAAGGCUCAGAUCCCAGACCACGUCAACGUCUCUGUCGUUGCAGCCACAGGAGUCUCUGUCUGAGCACAAAGGAACCGAGAAAGACCUAAAAUAUCAGGCUCUCUCACAAAAUGGACACAGAUGUCUGCCCUGCUGAUCAGCCUGCCUCUGCAUCCUCAGACGCCCAGUGGUCUGACUCUGUCCCUGUUCAUGAAGCCUCUGGGGUUGAGGUCAUCAGACAGACUGCAGUAGCUCCUGCAGGUUCAGAGGUGGAGGACCUGGAUUCCUACAACCUGAUCGAGCCUCCUCCAUUGGACUGGAGGUCUGACUCCUCCAGCGAGGCAGGAUCUGCGGAUGACCUGGAUGACCCCAGCUUCCCUCCUUCUAUUGACAGCUUGGACAAAGCCAGUCCAGGUGAGCCAGUAUUACUGCCUUUGGAUGUGAGUGACACAGUGGCUCAAUUCAACAUAAACCAGCAGGAGCUGGUGCAAAAUAAUUCAGAGCCAGUCCAGAGUACUGAGGCAGAAGCUGUUGUGGAAAGUCAGGAGGAGGUAACGUUUAAGAACUUGGAAAAUAUAGUUACUGAAGAGGAAGUUGCUAACAGAAGAUCAGGCGAUGAAGACCACAGCCGCAUCCACACCCUGCUCAGCCAGCUCCAGCUGAUGGGUGAAGAGCCUCAUCCCAGUCGUCGGACACCGCCUCACCAUCGCUACUCCAGCCUGUCUGAGCGAGAGGCCUGCGCUCCCUCUCUUUUAACAGAUGACAGCACCGAAACCACUGGGUUGCUGUUCUCUGAAAACCACCAGAGAGACCUGCUGGGGCUGCUGCAGUGCACAGAGAUCGGUGUGACACCCCACCCCUCCUGUCUGCCCCACAGAGGGGAGGUGGACGCUGUUGUGUCAGUUUCCUAUAGUCAGGAGGACGCUCAGAGGUUCUGGGGGCACUAUGGGAACGGUCAGUAUCGACGGCACAGGGAUGACUCCCUUGCCUCCCUGCCUGAUGAAGAGUAUCCUGAACCAGUAUGGAUGAAGCUGGGCGAGGAGCCUCCGGAGGAAGAAACUGCUGCAGAGGGUGAGCAGAGUGCUGAUGACAGUCCUUCAUAUAAAGAUGUGCCUGGUCCUUGUGACCCUGAAGACCUGCUGGAUGGGGUAAUAUUUGGAGCCAAGUAUCUGGGCUCCACUCAGAUCAAAUCAGAGAGGAACCCCUCUACAAAUGCUCGUAUGGCUCAGGCUCAGGAGGCUGUGGACCGAAUAAAGGCUCCAGAGGGUGAGUCUCAGCCAAUGACAGAGGUGGAUUUGUUCAUCUCCACGCAGCGAAUCAAAGUGCUCACUGCUGACACACAGGAAGCCAUGAUGGACCAUGCUCUGCAGAUGAUCUCCUACAUUGCAGACAUUGGUGACAUCGUGGUCCUGAUGGCACGAAGGAAACGUAAAGGGCAGGACAGCGACCCACCCUCAAACUCUUCCUCUCCAUCAUCCUCCUCGGGGCCUCAGAAGAAGUGCUUGAUGAUCUGCCAUGUCUUCUCCUCUGAGGAUGCUCAGAUCAUCGCCCAGGCUAUUGGUCAGGCGUUCGGAGUGGCCUAUCAACAGUUCCUGCAAGCCAGUGGCAUCAAAGCCAGUGACCUCAGGCCUGGCGAGUACAGCGACUACCUGGAAAGUCAGGAGCUCUACAACGGAGACUUGGCCCACUUCUCCGACUCUCAGAACCUCAGAGAUGUCGCCAUCACAAAGGCUUCUGGAGAGAUCUUGGGGCUGGCGGUGGUGGAGUCAGGUUGGGGCUCCAUCCUGCCCACUGUGGUGGUGGCCAACCUCCUUCAUGGAGGUCCAGCAGAGCGCUGCGGCGAGCUCAGCAUCGGUGACUGCAUCAUGUCCGUCAACGGCACCAGCCUGGUGGGUCUGCCCAUCACCACCUGCCAGAACAUCAUCCGGGACCUGAAAAGCCAAAAGUAUGUGAAGCUCAGCAUCGUCCACUGUCCUCCGGUCACCAUGGCGAUUAUCAGGAGGCCAGAUCCCAAGUAUCAGCUGGGCUUCAGUGUGGAGGACGGCAUUAUCUGCAGUCUGAUGCGGGGCGGUAUAGCAGAGAGAGGAGGCAUCCGUGUUGGGCACCGCAUCAUUGAAAUCAAUGGGCAGAGCGUCGUUGCCACGUCGCACGAAAAGAUCAUCCAGACCCUGACGAAUGCAGUCGGAGAGAUUCACUUGAAGACGAUGCCAGCCUCAACAUAUCGGCUCUUAACAGGACAGGAGCAGCCAGUGUUUCUUUGAGGACUUCCUGCUGCAUCAAGGACUAAAAUACUGCACAGUGUUCAAGCUACAUGAACUUUUGCCAAACUCAGAAAAUAUUAUGCAAUUGAUCGUACAGCACAUCAAAAGCUGUUGUCAUGCCACUGAAUACAACAAACUAGUCUAGCUAUAUAUUUUUAAGAUGUAAAGUCCAUUUGAAUAUUGUAAAAACAUAUUUUAAAGUGACAGGGAUAGACGUUAGCUCGCAAUUUAUAUUUAUCAGAUAUUUAACAAUGCUGGCUGUAGCUGAGAUGCAAAUAUGCAUACACACAAUAUUUUUUUGACUUCACUAACUUACAUGGUGGUGAACGAUGUUCAGUACUUAUGUGAGUCUUCCAGCCUGGUGUGCCUGAGGUAGAUGUGCUUGCAGGGGAAACUUAACUCAAUCAGCACAGAGGGUCAUUUUAUUUCAUUGUGACGUACUUCCAGUCCCUCACAUACGUAGACUUAUCAACAAGUGUCUGUUCUGGUUCAUUAAUGCAAUGCUUCCCUGACCAUGCCUGACAGGAAGCAGAUAUCAUGCACAAUUGAUGAUAACUGCCUUAUUUGAUAGAGAGAUGCUUAUAUUUUUAAGAAUUUGCUGUUUUGGAUGUUCAUUAAAAUGAUCUGUAAGA
Messenger RNA from Lates calcarifer (barramundi perch), 3080 nucleotides. Its product is annotated as amyloid-beta A4 precursor protein-binding family A member 3. The record is from RefSeq and is a predicted model, not a curated record. Gene Ontology annotation, cellular component: cytoplasm; plasma membrane; dendritic spine. Lineage: Eukaryota; Metazoa; Chordata; Actinopteri; Centropomidae. The transcript is spliced from 12 exons. Gene Ontology annotation, biological process: chemical synaptic transmission. Bases 319 to 2448 code for a protein of 709 amino acids. Gene Ontology annotation, molecular function: amyloid-beta binding; protein binding.